Dentiscutata erythropus is the source of this 394-nucleotide messenger RNA. The record is from the annotation of a GenBank genome assembly. Lineage: Eukaryota; Fungi; Glomeromycota; Glomeromycetes; Diversisporales; Gigasporaceae.
UUUUGAUAAAGAUAUCUAUAAUAAUAAUGAGGAUUUUCAAGAAAUAUCUAAUUUUGAUUCAAAAUCAGAAUUAUCUGAAGAAGAAAAUGAUGUAUUCUUUAAUAUUCAAGAAAGUCAAUUUGAUCCUAAAACAAUUAUAAAAGAGAUAAAAAAUAUUAUUUAUAACUCACUUUUUGAAUAUUGGGACUACAUGUCACAAAUUUGCCUUCUUUUAAUACUAUUGGACUCUCAACUAAGAAAAAUAACCUUUGCAAAAGAACUACCUAUUUCAUCCAACCCAACAAAUAUUUCUUCCAACAACAUGUUUAAAGACAUAGUAUUUGGUGAAUCUAAAAAGUCACAAGAUUCUAUAAAUGAAUUAGAUUAUUACCUUGAUUUCAGACAGACUUCUUUG